Messenger RNA from Spinacia oleracea (spinach), 2590 nucleotides. RefSeq lists its product as uncharacterized. The record is from RefSeq and is a predicted model, not a curated record. NCBI's taxonomy places the organism in Eukaryota, Viridiplantae, Streptophyta, Magnoliopsida, Caryophyllales, Amaranthaceae. The transcript has 6 exons. The coding region runs from base 17 to 2356 and encodes 779 amino acids.
UUCUUUUUUCUAAAAAAUGGUGAAGAAAGAGGCACCGAAGAAUCCGGCAGCGAAGAAACCGGCAGCGAAGAAACUUGAAUUCGACAAUUCCGUCGCUGAAAUGGCUGUUGAAGCUCCUCGAAGGCGAGGAAGAAGGCCAAAUGCUGUUUCUGAAGAAAUUCCUGUUGCUAAGGAAUCUGUGUCUAUAAAGAAGAACAGCAGUCCGAAAUCAAAAGCAAUUGCGCUUGUAUCUGAAAAAGAACCAAUUGAAGAAGAACAACCUAAUCAACUAGUUUUACAAAAUUCUUCUCUGGUUGACGUUCCACAGCCUGAAUCUCAUCAACUUCAUUCACAAGUUUUGAAAGAAGUUGGCGCUGAUGGCCUGCCUAUCGUGUUUAAUUUUGAUACACAAUGUUCAGGAGGAUCAUUGUGUAAAUUAAUUAAAGACUUCUCUCCUGAUCAAAAGGCAGCUGUUCAAGAGAUAGGGUUUGGAGGAUUGUUAGGCCUUCAAUUAAGUCGAAAAAACACUCAGAUGAUGUACUGGUGCAUCAAGUGCUUUGAUGGUGUGAUUUCUCUGUUUACAAUCAGUGAUUCCAAGCAAUUUGAAAUCACUGAUUAUGAUGUGUACGAUUUGUUUAUGUUCCCCCUUUCUGAGCUGGAGGUUGAAGGGGUUAAACGUGGGCGCAAUUCCACUAAUCCUGAUUUUGAUUUGAAGAUCAAGUGGAGAAAAGAGUUCGGUUUUGAAGAGGUCAAUGCUCAAAUUCCUAUAAGGUUGCUUGAGGACAAGAUUAAAUUGUUGACAGAUGGUGGUGAUCUGUUUAAACAAUUAUUUGUUUUUGUUGCUUUCUCUACAUUUUUUACUCCAACAGCCAAUAGGACUGUAGAUUUGAGAUUGGCUAAGGCUUUGGAAGAUCCUAAAAUGAUUUCCAAAUACAAUUGGUGUAAAUACGUUCUUGACGUAUUAUGUGAGGAAACAGUGAAAUUUAAAAAUAGUUUAUUGAAAGGCAAAGAUCAAAAGACAUUUGGAGGCUGUGUUGUGUUUUUGCAACUUGUGUAUUUUCAGAGGAUUAAGUUUAGGAAUUCCAGUGGUAUUCCUGAUCAAUUACCUCUUAUUCAGCAUUGGACAUCGAAGAUGGUAACCGAUCGGAUUCAUGCUGAAAAUGCCAAUAUGAGUGCAUUAUAUGGUUCUGGUAUAUUGGAGAAGGGGAAGUAUCCAAUUUCCAAAAAGUUUGUUUUUGUUGAUGGUCAAAUAGAUUUGACCCAAAUCAAAUCUAUUUCGAAAGAAAAUGAAGCAGGCAGCAGUGGGGGAAGAGCUGAACAGCCCUAUGUUGGGCGUCGAAUUCCAAGUCGGCGUCCUAGGAUUCUUCAGUUUGAAAUCCCUAAUUCUCAUCCUACAGAUGAAGAAAUUUUCUCUAAAGCCACUGAUGAUUUUCAUGGUCAGUGGUUGUUGAUGAAGAGAGAUCUGGAUGUAGUUUCAGCCAUCCAUGCUGAAGAGCUGUUCAAAUUAAAGGCUUCAAUGCCUUCGCAGAACCAUGGCGAUGAUAUUUUGGAAAAUUCCACUUAUCAAAAGAUGGUUGAUGAGUUGGUGGAGAUUCAUCAGUUGGUGAAGAAUCUACCAAAUGGUUGGGAUGACAUUUUUGGUUCAAGUAACAAUCCAGUUGUUACUGCUGCCCCUCAACCUUCUGUCGUUGUUCCAACUGAGCCUGCAGUUGUUACAGCUGCUGUUGUUGAUGCAACAACAUCUACCGAAGCAAUUAUUCGAGAAGUUGAUCCUAACACUCAAAUAAAUGCAGUUCUUGAUUCUUUGAAAAGCAAAGAUAAAGAAAUUACGGAGGAUAAUGAUGAAGAAAUAGAAGAAUAUGAGCGCGUGUGGGCUGGAUUUCAAAAAUGCAUCAUUAACAACCAUGCUGUAUCAAGAGUGAAUGUCAGUGUCUAUGGCAUAGAGGAAAAUGUGAUGUUUAUGUCUCCGUUUAUGAUAGCAUUUGAAGAUUUAAUGAGGCAUCUUCCAGCAUUUGUUCAAGAAGCUGUGGACUUUGCUGCUCUGACUGAUGGAGAGGGUAUUUUGACUGAUGAUAAAGUUAUAGAAUACAAUCAUUUUAUUGCGGUAGGAAGAGAUGACAUGUGGACCCUUCCUUCCACAUUUGAUAUUCUUUUGGUUCAUAUUGAAACUUGGGCUUUUUUAUUGAAUGAAAAUGAAAGGAAUCCUGCUGGUUCUCCUCAGAAGCUGUUUUUAGGUGGCACAUAUUGUAAAUAUGUUGCUGAUUUGAUUGAGAAACCAGGCAAUGAAAAAAUCUUGUCUGAAUUGUGUGUUUGUCUUAAUUAUGGUGUGAAAGAUGUAAAUGGAGUUCAAUCGUUGAAAGAUUGUAAUAUGGUAUGAUUUAUAUUUUCUUUAUAUAACCAUAUUAUCUUUUUUUUUGUCUCCUUUCUUGUAGUUGUAAUCUGUUGUUUUUUUUUUUAUAUAGAUUUUUGCUCCUGUUCUGAUUGAAGACCCGAAGCAUUAUUACCUGUUUGUCAUUAGUAUGAAAGACAAAAGUGUCUAUUUCUUUGAUAAUAUGCUUUUGGAACCAAAAGAGAUGGAACAAAGGAAGAAAGCUUAUUCUGUCUUGGUAAG